AUGACUUCCCGCCUUGACCGUCUUGUCACACUGCUGGAGACUGGUAGCACCCAGUUGAUUCGGAAUACUGCUGCUCAACAACUGGCUGAUGUCCAGAAGCAGCAUCCGGAUGAACUUUUCAACCUCCUAGGCCGCAUUCUUCCAUAUCUCCGAUCCAAAUCUUGGGAUACACGCACCGCCGCCGCUCGGGCAAUCGGUCUCAUCGUCGCCAACGCCGAUGUCUAUGAUCCCAACGAGGAUGACGGCCUCCAAAUCAAGUCCUCCGCAGAUGAUGACGAUGAUGUGGAGAUCAAGGCAGAGAUCAAAUCAGAGACGCUAUUUUUCUCCCCGGAAAGGCCCCUGGACCUCGAAACGCUCGACAUCGCCUCAGUCUUGAAGUACGGUAAACGGCUUCUCGGUAGUGGUGGAAAGGAGCAUGAAUACUCCUUGGCCGCAUUGGAUCCGGCAGCGCGUCUUCAGCAUCAGAAGAAGACACUUUACGGGCGCUUGGGAUUCGAAGGCGAGUUCUUGGACGAUGAUAUCGACCUUGGUGAAUCCAUUGUUUCCAAGCCAGCUACACCGGCUCCAAAGCACGAGCAUUCGGGCACUCUGCCUACAAAUUCCCUUGAUGAGUCAGGCCUCAGCAAGCGACAAUUGAAUCAGCUCAAACGCAAGAACAAACACAGCGCCAAGAUGGGAGCGAAUAAGGUGCGUGUUGUGGAUUUGUCCUCCCGCCGUACAUCCGAUAACCCCACAACCCCUUUGGCAGCGACACCGCAUCCCAUCAAAGCUGAGAAUGGCGACGAACAAAAUGGCGACAGCAAAGCCGACUACUUCUCCUUGGAUCGUUCUGGCGGCGACGACGACUCCAAGAUCGUCUCCGAGUUCAAAGGGCCAGUGGCACCCGAAAAACCUAUCAUUCAGCCAAGUCUUGUCGACCAGGGCGCUGGGUGGCCUCUGGAGUGCAUGUGUGAGUUUCUCUCAGUCGAUAUCUUCGAUCCCAACUGGGAGGUGCGCCAUGGGGCAGCAAUGGCCCUCCGAGAGGUGGUCAGGGUACAAGGUGCAGGGGCCGGUCGUUUGGAAGGCAAGAGUCGUCAGGAGAACGAUCAGCUGAACCGCCGAUGGCUGGAUGACCUUGCGUGCCGCUUGAUUUGUGUCCUCAUUCUGGAUCGGUUUGGUGACUACAUUUCAGACAAUGUCGUGGCGCCGAUUCGCGAGACAGUGGGUCAGACUCUUGGAGCUCUUCUUUCCCAUUUGUCGCCCAAAUCUGUUCAACUGGUGUACAAGUGCCUGUACCGUAUCAUCAUGCAAAAAGAUCUGGACUUGGAUCGCCCCAUCUGGGAGGUCUGUCAUGGUGGCAUGAUUGGUCUGCGCUACUUGGUCGCAAUUCGUAAAGAUGUUCUUCUCAAAUAUCCGGUGUUGAUGGAUGGUGUUCUGGAGGCUGUGAUGAAAGGCCUGGCAGAUUUUGACGAUGACGUGCGAGCUGUGAGUGCUGCCACCUUGGUACCAAUUGCCGAGGAGUUUGUCGCAUCUCGUACAGGCACCCUUGGAACACUGAUGAAUAUUGUUUGGGAAUGCCUGUCCAAUCUUCAAGACGAUUUGAGCGCUAGCACAGGGUCUGUCAUGGAUCUUCUAGCCAAGCUGUGUACGUUCCCAGAGGUCCUCGAAGCGAUGAAGGCGAAUGCCGCGGACGAUCCAGAUGCGUCUUUCGGAAACCUGGUCCCCCGCUUGUACCCAUUUUUGCGCCAUACCAUCACCAGCGUCAGAUCUGCCGUUCUACGCGCUCUCAUGACCUUCCUGAAACUCGAAGGCGAAGGUAGCACGGACUGGGUAGAUGGCAAGGCUCUCAGGUUGAUUUUUCAGAAUCUCCUAGUGGAGCGCAACGAGGGGGUUCUCAAGCUGUCUUUGCAGGUUUGGUCGGAGCUGCUCAAGGCAAUGGAAAAUCGUGGAUCAUUCAAUCAAGGAAGCGAGCUCUCAGCCUCCGUCGAGCCCUUGGUUGCGCUGACACUUGGGCCAUUUGGUGUCCCGCGAUACCCAAUCCCCAUGAAUGCCUGUCUGUUCAUCAAACCAUCUGGGGUGCCCUUUUCUGUCGCCACUCCAUUUCCUAAUACAAAGGCCUCAUCGCCCGGGAGCGCAACCCCGGGUGGGAGCGAGGCUAAGGGGGGUCGCAGACGCAAGUCCGAAAAGAAAGAGGCUCCUCCACCGUCCGCGCACAAUGUUGAUGGGCACAUGUUAUCAGGCGAUAUCGACCUCGUCGGUGUGGACACUAUGCUCAGAUCCAAAAUCUACGCGGCAAAGGCCCUGGGUGAGCUGCUGGCCUUUUGGAACAGACAUCAACUUCCUCCAUUCUGGUCGACAAUUCUCGAUGGGUUCGACCAUCCAGCAUCCACAUCUCAGCUUGCGAGUGCUAUGGUCAUUGAAGAAUAUGCACGCAUCUCCGGGGCCGAGAGUAAAUAUUCUACUUCUUUGUGCGAACGCCUCCGACCAAUCAUUGAAACUGAGCGUCCGCCCUGGUAUUCAGACAUUGCCUGCUAUCUGCAUGUCUCGCGAGCGCAAUGCCACUCUUUGCUCAACGCCUUCCGAGAUCAUGCGCACGUGUCUCCUUCCCGAUUGCCCACAUUAGCCGUGGUUGUUCAAGGUGACCCUGAAGCCGGCCCCAAUGCAUUCUCCUUGGCCGACGCCGAGAAACUCAUCGGGCCGGACUUUGACCGCUUGAAGAAGAAUCUCACCCCCGCCCAGAGAAUCACAGCGACACAAGUCCUCAAUGACACGCGCAUGACGGCACAAACUGCGGUUGACGAGGCGCGAAUCAUGAGAGAGCAACGGGACAUGCGUGUAUUGGCUGCUGCUGCGGGUGCUUUGGUCGCCCUCUGUGACAUUCCAAAGAAACCAGGCCAUAUUAUCAAGAGUAUGAUGGACAGCAUCAAGACGGAGGAAAACUUUGAGCUUCAACAACGUUCCGCGACAGCAGUUGCAAGCUUGAUAGAGUAUUACACCGCCGCAACUAAGCGCGGGCCAGUUGACAAGAUCAUUGGGAACCUGGUCAAGUACUGCUGUGUGGAUACAUCAGAAACCCCCGAGUUUCUUCAUAACGCCCAUCUCGAGCAAUCCAUAUUGUCGCUCCGGAAGGAAGAAGAUCGCCGUGACCACCCUGAUGCUGCUAAAUUCGAGCGCGAUGCGAGAGAGGCCCGGAUCAUGCGGCGCGGUGCCAAGGAUGCUCUUGAGCAGCUGACCAUCAAAUUCGGUGCGCAGCUCAUGGAGAAAAUCCCCAAUUUGGCAUCACUCGUAGAGCGUCCCUUGAAAGAGGCUUUGCAAGGCGAGCUUCCUGAGACCAUCGCCGAACCUGGCAAUGAGCUUGGACAGGAGGUUGUGGAUGGAUUGUCUACACUUCGUGCCCUCCUUCCUAAGUUUGACCCUGGUCUUUAUCCCUGGGUUAUUGACCUGAUGCCGCUCAUAGCCAAGGCUUUGCAGUGCCGACUUUCUGUGAUUCGCUAUGCAGCUGCCAAAUGCUUUGCCACAGUCUGUAGCGUCAUCACUGUUGAAGGCAUGACAAUGCUGGUUGAAAAGGUUCUUCCGACUAUCAAUAACGCACUGGACGUGCACCAUCGUCAAGGUGCCAUUGAAUGCAUAUAUCAUCUUAUCCAUGUGAUGGAGGAUGGUAUCUUGCCCUAUGUCAUCUUCCUCGUGGUUCCUGUCCUCGGCCGCAUGAGCGACUCUGACAAUGACACGCGCCUUUUGGCAACGACAUCUUUCGCAACAUUGGUCAAAUUAGUUCCAUUGGAAGCGGGCAUUCCAGAUCCUCCUGGAUUGUCCGAGGAAUUGCUGAAGGGUCGCGAUCGGGAACGCAAGUUCAUGUCCCAAAUGCUUGAUGCACGAAAGGUUGAGCCUUUCCAGAUUCCUGUGGCCAUCAAAGCGGAACUUCGAUCAUAUCAACAAGAUGGUGUCAAUUGGCUGGCUUUCCUUAACCGCUACAACCUUCACGGUAUUCUCUGUGAUGACAUGGGUCUUGGCAAGACAUUGCAGACCAUCUGUAUUGUCGCGAGUGACCAUCACAUGCGGGCCGAAGAGUUUGCCAAGAGUCAAUCCCUGGAUGCCCGUAAACUUCCCAGUUUGAUUGUUUGUCCGCCCUCUCUCUCUGGUCACUGGCAACAAGAAGUCAAGCAGUAUGCUCCCUUUUUGAACUGCGUCGCCUACGUCGGACCUCCAGCGGAGCGUGUCAGAAUUCAGCCCAUGCUUGCACAAGCAGAUGUGGUUGUGACGUCGUAUGAUGUGUGUCGCAAUGACAACGAACUGCUCGGCGCCAUUAGCUGGAACUACUGCGUCCUCGACGAAGGUCAUCUCAUCAAAAACCCCAAAGCCAAGAUUACACUCUCUGUGAAAAAGCUAAUGAGCAACCAUCGCUUGAUUCUUUCUGGCACACCAAUUCAAAACAACGUGCUUGAGCUUUGGUCGUUGUUUGACUUCUUAAUGCCUGGAUUCCUGGGUACAGAAAAGGUUUUCUUGGACCGAUUUGCGAAGCCUAUUGCGGCAAGUCGAUUCAGCAAGUCAUCUUCCAAGGAACAGGAGGCUGGUGCUCUCGCCAUUGAGGCUCUGCACAAGCAAGUCCUACCAUUCCUUCUUCGCCGUCUCAAGGAGGAAGUACUCAAUGACUUGCCUCCAAAGAUUAUUCAGAACUACUACUGCGAUCCCAGUGAGCUGCAAAAGAAACUCUUUGAAGACUUCUCCAAGAAGGAACAGAAGGAAAUUCAAGAAAAGGUUGGCAGUACGGAUCGCUCCGACAAGGAGCACAUCUUCCAGGCUCUUCAGUACAUGCGCCGUCUUUGCAACUCUCCCGCUUUGGUAGUCAAGGAGGGCCACAAACAGUACAAUGAGGUGCAAACUUAUCUGUCCAACAAGCGGUCCAACAUUCGAGACGUCGCGCACGCGCCGAAGCUUUCCGCAUUGCGUGAUCUGCUUGUUGACUGUGGUAUCGGGCUUGAUCAUUCUGCUGAGGGAGAAUUAGACACGGGUGCAAGCUUCGUCAGCCCGCACCGUGCUCUGAUUUUCUGUCAGAUGAAAGAAAUGCUCGAUAUCGUUCAAAACGAUGUUCUGAAGAAGCUGCUUCCAUCGGUCCAAUACCUUCGUCUGGAUGGAGGAGUUGAGGCUACAAAACGCCAAGACAUCGUCAACCGUUUCAAUACUGAUCCCAGUUACGAUGUCCUACUUCUGACUACUAGUGUUGGUGGCCUGGGCCUUAACCUCACUGGAGCCGACACUGUCAUCUUCGUCGAGCAUGACUGGAACCCCCAAAAGGACAUUCAGGCGAUGGACCGUGCCCAUCGCAUUGGUCAAAAGAAGGUUGUCAAUGUCUACCGAUUGAUCACUCGGGGUACUUUGGAGGAGAAGAUCUUGAAUCUCCAACGUUUCAAGAUUGAUGUCGCAUCCACUGUAGUCAAUCAACAGAACGCUGGACUUGGCACUAUGGACACUGAUCAACUCCUGGAUCUAUUCAGUCUCGGAGAAACGGCCGAAACCGCAGAAAAACCAGCCGAGCCAUCCGGCAAUGAAGUCGAUAUGGUCGACAUUGAUGGCGAAGUCCGAGAGAAGGGCAAGAAGGGUUGGCUUGAUGAUCUUGGAGAACUCUGGGACGAUCGCCAGUACCAAGAAGAGUACAACCUGGAUUCCUUCCUCGCCACCAUGAAAAACUGA
This is a messenger RNA of Penicillium oxalicum, 5667 nucleotides long. RefSeq names its product DNA-binding ATPase. Lineage: Eukaryota; Fungi; Ascomycota; Eurotiomycetes; Eurotiales; Aspergillaceae. The transcript has 5 exons. Bases 1 to 5667 code for a protein of 1888 amino acids. The record is from RefSeq and is a predicted model, not a curated record. Gene Ontology annotation, molecular function: ATP binding; ATP-dependent chromatin remodeler activity; TBP-class protein binding.